AUGAAUCCAAAUUUAUUAGGACCAACAAACAAUUCCGGUCAAGUAUUUCAUUAUGAAAACAAUAUUACUAAAUGCCAAUGGGAAAGCUGGGAGGAAAGGAGUGAAGAAGAUCGUCUUCUCAUUGAGCGUAUUUUGAUUUUAAUGCGUAAUGUACUUCAUAUUGCUCCUGAUAUUGUUGGCGAGCAGCGUACGGAUGAGGAUGUUUCUGUACAUGACCAGAUUUUAUGGGCAAUGCAUUUAUCUGGGUGGGAUGAACUACUUUUGUUUCUUGUAAAUCCAGAUGAUGAACAAAUGUUCGCUUUUCAUACUCUUGAAAUCAUAUCACUGAUGUUAAGGGAACAGACACCUGAGCUACUUGCCUGUGUUGGAAAUAGAGCAGAAACUAAAUCUGAGUUAAACACUCGGAGAAAACUUAUUGAAGGAUUGAAAAUUCGAGAUGAUAUGAAACGAAAGAAUUUUCUUUACGCCUGUAACCUAAGUCAAGCACGAUUUGGUGGUGCUUUUGAAUUGGUAAAUACACCAUCUUUGAGCGAACGUCCACUGAUUUGCCAACAUGAUAUUACCCAUAAAGCUCAAAUAGCAACUGUAAUUUCGAAACAGUUGGACAGUUCUGUAGAUGUGGUGGAUAAUGUCGGCAUCGUUGAAUUAGAUGUAGGAAAGCGAAAGUUCCGUAAGCAUAAACAUCGUAAACCUAAAGUUGACCGACCAAUACACCGGCGUUCAAUUUUGUCUGUCCAGUUAUAUCUGCAGGGUUUCUGUUGGCAAUUUUUAAAGUUCUGCUAUAAUCCAAUCAUGCGUGUUGUACAGUCACGUUUAACUCGUCAAGCUACCCAGGAGAAUGAUGAAACUUAUUUCCUUUGGACAAUGCGAUUCUGUAUGGCAUUUUGUCGAGUUUAUCGAUUUCGCUCAGACUAUAUAAGUGAAACUCUCAGUGUGCCAAUUUUUCAUUGGAUAUAUGAUCAAGUAAUAAAUUAUAAAGAACAUUUAGUAACCGAUAAACGUGGUGGCGCUUUAAAUCAACGUGCAAUCCAAGCAGCUCGACGUUUAGAACUUGCUGUAGCCUGUUAUAAAGAAUUUCUCACUUGCCUAAAUCGUAUGCUUCAUGUAACUGGAGCAGAUAAGACUGUUCAACCAGGUGACGAUGAAACACAAGAUGGUUUUUCGCUUUUAUUUACAGCCAAUGUAUUUUAUGUUGCUGAAUAUCAAGAACUAUUCCCAAAUCUUUUGAAGGACUACAAUGAAAUAUUCAUGUCCAAAGACUAUUUGCGUGAUUUGGUUGAAGGUUCUCACUUAUUUAUAACUUUACUUUCCAACAAGAUCUGUGUUGCUCCAGUUUCAAUUGAGGAAGAUAAUUCAACGAUUGAUGGUGGGCGUGCUGCAGGAUUACGGCCUGAAUGCUUGAAUGUAUUAGGGGCUUUACAGCAAAUUCAUAUUACUGAACUAGAGGAAGAAGAAGAACAGCAGGUACUAAAUAAUUCUUCAUCGAAUAGUAGUGAUAGUGAUAACCUUUACAACGAAGAACUUGGCAUAAGUGAUGCAAAUGAUGAAGAACUAGUUACUACUGAAAAAGAAGUAGUUCUAGACUUUAGUACUUUUAUGCUCAAAUUUAUUCAUCCACGUGUUGUACAUGCUUACACUUUAGUUUUAGAGAAUUACGAUAAUAAUCCUGAAUCAGUCAAUCAUGCAAUUGUACAUACUAUUCAUCGAUUGGCUGUACGAGAAAGAUUACCUGGUUGCUUUUUUCAAUUACGCUUAUUUCGAGUAUUUCAAAAAUUUCUACACGAUUGUGCUUUAGCUACUUCGCCAGAAUUUAAAGAAUUAGCAAAUCUCAUUAAAUAUAUCUUAAGAAAAUUCUUUGAAGCUGAGGAGAAAAACAACUUUCAAGGAUAUGGUACUUUUGAGAGCAAUAAGAAAACUAUUCAUUGUACCAGUGAACAUGAUAAAGAAUUAACUCAACUAUUUGAAGCUUAUCGUCAUGAUCCUGUACCUUCUGGUAACGAUUUAGCUGAUCUAUUAGUCAAACAUUUUUCCGAUCCAAGUAAAACUCGUCGACAAGUUAUUGCUAGAUUGAUUAUAUUGGGCUUGAUUACAUCAGCGAAACAACUCAAAGAAAUUAUAGUUCGUCCCCCUGAACCUCUUAGCGGACGAAAUCGAUGUUUACUCAACAAUGGAGAAUCCAGUGAGUGGACUGAACAGGAGAUAGCUCGACUAAGAGACAUAGUCGAGUUACACAAAGGUUCAAAAAAUAUGCUAACUGAAAUCAUGAAUGAAAGAAAGGUAGACCAUGAUUUAGCUGUUCAACGUUGUUUGGAACAAGAAUUAAUUAUGGAUGAAAAUCAGUCAGACAAAUAUAUUCCACCUAUUCGUGCCAGACGUGUAGUAGCUGCUAAAAUUCUUGAACUUGAUCUAGUGGAUAAUGAGAAUCAACUUAAAACAGCUGUCUAUAAAAGGAAACGUACAAAAGUACAAAACGUGGAUAUGGAUGUUUCAAAAGAACUAAAGAAAAGCAAGAGUUGCAAGAAAAAAUUUUCAUCAACGUCAGAUGACGAACGAUCCAUGAAUUCAUCAUAUGAAGAAGAAGAAAAAGAAGCAAAUACUUCACACAACUCAGAUUCAAAACAUAACACAGAUGAAAAUACCAGUCCUGAAUAUAUUAAUCAGUUAGUUGAAUCAAAUAGACCAUCUGAUCAAGUGGAUCACAUUACCUAUGUGAAUCAUACUCAAGAUGAUUAUACCUGUGGAGCAGUUUCUCCAAACUCAGAAUCAGGGUCUCCGAAAAUGCCAGUUCAAAAGAGAAGGCGUCUAUUAUCCUCAGAUGAUGAGAAUGAAGAUGUUCUUGAUACUUAUCAUUCAGACUCGUAA
This is a messenger RNA of Schistosoma guineensis, 2862 nucleotides long. NCBI's taxonomy places the organism in Eukaryota, Metazoa, Platyhelminthes, Trematoda, Strigeidida, Schistosomatidae. The record is from the annotation of a GenBank genome assembly.